Hypanus sabinus (Atlantic stingray) is the source of this 10787-nucleotide messenger RNA. RefSeq names its product leucine-rich repeats and immunoglobulin-like domains 2 (gene lrig2). Lineage: Eukaryota; Metazoa; Chordata; Chondrichthyes; Myliobatiformes; Dasyatidae. The coding region runs from base 220 to 3546 and encodes 1108 amino acids. The transcript has 19 exons. The record is from RefSeq and is a predicted model, not a curated record. Gene Ontology annotation, molecular function: protein binding.
GGGUCAGGUCAGUGGCGGGUGCUGAGAAUGGGCGCUUUGUGUAGGUGGGGAACCGUGCGGUUGCGAGUGUCCCAGCUGCGCUGAUCGAGAUUCGAGGGCGCCGACUGGCAGAGCCGCUUGUCAGCGUAACGCUGCGUCCCGGAGGCUUCCACCUUCUGUCUGUUGUAUUGUGUGGGGUUGAGGGGAGGGGUGGGGGGAAUUGUUUUGUCGCCUUCGACCAUGGGAUUUAAGAUGGCGCCUGGGCCUUGGCCUGGCCUCCGGAUCGCCUUACGGCUGCUCUGCGUCUCUCUGCUCCUGGUGCGGACUUCAGCGUGCCCCUCGCAAUGCUCUUGCGCCGAUGGCUUGGUGGACUGCAGCAGGCGGCGGGCGACUGAGAUUCCUCAGCACCUUCCAGCGUGGGUCACGCAACUAGAUCUGAGUCAUAACAGAUUAGCUUCCGUUAAUGAUGCUGCAUUUGAUGGUCUUUGUGGACUACUGGAACUGAAAAUCAACUGCAAUCUACUCACUUCAAUCCCAUCAUUAGGUGCUGUAACAGCUAACAUUACCACCCUGUCUCUAACGCAUAAUCGGAUUGCGAAGAUAAUUGCAUUGGACCUUCAGCCAUAUACCUCUUUGGACACUUUAGAUCUGAGUUCAAACAUGAUUUCAGAAAUCAAAACUACUUCAUUUCCAACAAUGCAGCUGAAAAAUUUAUAUUUGAACAACAACCGAAUAAUGAUCCUUGAGCCGGGUUGUUUUGAUAACCUUUCCAGCACAUUGCUUGUCCUCAAACUGAACAGGAAUAAAAUUUCUGUCAUUCAACCAAAGAGCUUCCGGAUGCCUCAUCUUCAGUCUCUGGAACUAAAGCGCAAUAGAAUCCGGAUUAUUGAAAGUCUUGCAUUUCAUGGCCUUGACUCAUUGAAAUCAUUGAAGCUACAGCGUAAUGGAAUAAGUGAACUUAAGGAUGGAGCUUUCUGGGGGCUCAAUGAAAUUGAGCAGUUGGACUUGGAACACAAUAACCUGACUGAAGUUACCAAGGGUUGGCUAUAUGGCCUUAAACUUCUGCAGCGGCUACACCUGAACCAAAAUGCCAUUGCCAGGAUAAGUACUGAUGCCUGGGAGUUCUGCCAGAAACUGACAGAGCUGGACAUGACCUACAAUCAGCUGACUCGUUUAGAUGAGUCUACAUUUACAGGCUUGAAAUUGCUUGAGAAUUUAUACAUGGGAGACAACAGAGUGAGUUAUAUCGCUGAUGGAGUUUUUAGUGGCCUGUCUAACCUGCUCACACUUGAUCUGAGGAAUAAUGAAAUCUCAUGGGCAAUUGAGGAUUCGAAUGGUGCUUUCACUGGAUUAGAGAAGCUGCAAAAAUUGAUCCUGCAAGGAAGCAAAAUAACUUCCAUCACAAAUACAGCAUUUUCUGGACUAGCAGCCCUUGAAUACCUAGAUCUGAGCAAUAAUGCCAUUAUGUCAAUUCAAGGAAAUGCUUUUUCCCAAAUGAAACUUAAAGAGCUAGUUCUAAACACAUCCAGUCUUUUGUGUGAUUGCCAGUUGAAGUGGUUGCCUCAGUUUCUAAUGGAAAAACAGUUUCAGCACAUCGUUACUGCCAAGUGUGCUCAUCCUGUGUGGCUGGCAGGAAAAAGCAUCUUUAAUGUUGAUGCCGAGGACUACAUAUGUGAUGAUUUCCCAAAACCUGUGAUCACCACCCAUCCUGAAACCACUGUGGCACUAAGGGGGAUGAAUGUCAGCUUCACCUGCACAGCUGGAAGCAGCAGUGACUCUCCCAUGGCUGCUGCAUGGAGAAAGGACAGCGAGUUGCUGUAUGAUGCUGAGAUCCAGAACUUCUCCAGCUUGCGGGAGAAGGAAGGAGAGUUUAUUGAAUACACCACUGUACUGCAGCUGCGGAACAUCAAUUUUACAGAUGAAGGGCGGUACCAGUGUGUUGUCACAAAUUACUUUGGCUCAAACUAUUCCAACAAGGCAAAACUUACAGUGAAUGAACUUCCCUCAUUUAUGAAAACCCCCAUGGACUUAACAAUUCGAACCGGUGCAAUGGCUCGGCUGGAGUGCGCCGCAGGGGGUCACCCAAUACCUCAGAUUGCUUGGCAGAAAGAUGGUGGCACGGACUUCCCUGCAGCAAGGGAGAGGCGUAUGCAUGUCAUGCCAGAGGAUGAUGUCUUCUUCAUUGCAAAUGUGAAAGUUGAAGAUAUGGGCAUGUACAGCUGUAUGGCACAAAAUGCAGCAGGAGGCAUAUCAGCAAAUGCCACCCUCACUGUCCUGGAAACUCCUUCAUUUAUGCGACCUCUGGAAGAUCGAACUGUUGCCAGAGGAGAAACAGCUGUUCUUCAGUGUAUAGCUGGAGGUAGCCCCACACCACGCCUGAACUGGACAAAAGAUGAUGGUCCUUUGGUUGUAACAGAGAGACAUUUCUUUGCUGCUGCCAACCAGCUUCUGAUCAUUGUGGAUGCUGGACCAGAGGAUAUUGGGAAGUACACGUGUGUCAUGUCUAACACACUUGGGACAGAGCGUGGUCACAUUUACUUAAACGUGAUUCCAACUUCGAGCUGUGACUCCAUGCAGAAAAGCUCAGUCUUCGAGGAAGAUGGCUGGACAACAAUUGGAAUUGUUAUUAUUGUUGUAGUGGUUUGUGUGGUUGGCACUUCACUGGUGUGGGUAAUUGUUAUAUACCACAUGAGACGGAAGAGUGAGGAUUACAGUAUUACACACACAGAUGAGAUGAACUUGCCUACUGAUAUUCCAAGUUACCUGUCUUCCCAAGGAACACUGUCGGAGCCUCAGGAGGGCUAUAGCAACUCUGAGGCUGGCAGUCACCAGCAGCUCAUGGCAUCUACUGCCCAUGGCUAUAUACACAAAGGAACAGAUGGUAUUUGCUAUGUAGAUAAUGGGAGUGAAACUGAUGCAGACAUUCUGACCACACCGCUUGCGACCAAUCUGCAUGGGAGAAUGGGUUCCUUGUAUGCAGGAAGAAGCAGUUUUCAUCCAAGUGAGCCCCAUGAAAGCCUUGCACAGCAGGCCAAUGCAGGUGGUACUUCGGGAUCACUGGUGAUUUGCUCAGAUUGUUUUGACAGCACCAACAUGUAUGCAAAGAACAGAGAGUACUGUCCCUAUACAUUCCUUGGAGAGGAAGGUUCUCUUGAUCAUACUCUAGCCAACUUUAAGGGACAAUUUCCAAAGGACAGCUUUACAGUACACAAUCAGCAUGAAGGCACGGCCACAGACGGUCUGACUGCAGAAGCUGACGUGUCUGUUUAUUUGACAAACCAUGAUAGGAUAUGCAAUCCAAGUAUGACUCAGCAACAUCGCAUGGAAUCCUGCCCACGGCUUUCACGGGGUUUGAAUGCAGAUUCGGGACUGCACACAUAUCCACACUAUUUGCAUCAACCUGUGAAUGUUCAUGAGAAUCCACGGGCUCUCAUGGAAGGCGAAGAUGAAGCAGAGGACGGACCUGAACCCUGUACAGCUAAUAGCAGACCAACCCAAAGAAGCCCUGAGCAGAGCACUGACAAUGAGAGGACUCCAGCAGUUCAGGCUUAUGGUGCCACUACGUAGGUCAUUAAUGCACCAAAUGCAAACACAUUAUCAGUACUCUGAGCAACGCAACCUUCACCCACUACCUCAAAAUGCUGACACUGAGGCCAAACACACCAGUUGUGUAUGUCUUUGAGGCUCAACAUAUCUUCAUUAUUCUGCACUUUUCAGACUUAAGUUUUGUUAAGGAAAGCAUCCUUGAAAGCUAUGGCAGAGGAAUAAGUUUUUUUUUCCCCAAGUGCAUUUUUUUUUGUCAGUCCUGAUUACAAAUAGUUGUAUGAAAUUUCUGUUCUAAAACUCUCAUCACCAAUUUCUAGGUAAAGAAAGCAACUGGAAGUAAAGAAUGAUCCCUAAAAUGUUGGUAAACACUCUUAAAUUGUAUAAGGAUAAUAGAAUGUGGCUUGGAAAAAAUAUCAGCUGCAGGAAACAUGACCCUUGAGCCAGAUUUUUUUAAUGUGUAGUAGUCUCUCUUGUGACGUUUUAACUCGUCUGUCAAAUUUUUCACUGACAUUAAUAGCCUGUAUUUUCAAGAUAUUGAUGCUGUUCAGCUUGGUGGUUUCCAAACAGGAUCUGGUAUUGUAUAGAUAUUGCAUGUUUUGCAGUUCAGGUGAAUACUUCACACUACAGUGUUGUUAAAAUCACUGCAAAAUGUAGAGGUUCUAACUGGCAAGCGGAGCGAAUGAUAUUUUACUAUCUGAAUUAAAUUUGCACCAACAGUUGUUUGGGUUGUGGCUUUGUCAACUUUCAAAUUAGAUUUUUGAACAUUUUUGCCAGUACAAUAACAAUGUUAGAAAAGAAGCCAAAAAACAGUUUCUUUUCACUCUCGAGGUCUAGCCAUUGCAACAUCUGGACUGCGUGACUGGUGUAAAACAUUAUGCUUGAACUGUGCAAUUUGCCUUGGUACUGUCAGCUUAAUGCUGUGGCAGACCUUGAUGAUCUCAAUCACUUGAGUCUCUCAAAAUAGCCAUGCUCCAUUUGUAAUGAACCAUCACAUGGCAUGUAUUGGUGUGUUGCAUCUUGCAUGGAAGAUGGGGCAAAUUUUGGUUUAACUUUGAACAGCUGUGGAGCAUAAAAUGAUGAAUUGUUGUUAUUUUGAAAGUGCAAACACUGAUCAAGCAGGUUUAUGGAUUCAAGACCCAAGUUAUUUGUGUUUGUUCAAGAUCAGAUUUGGAACAACAGCAUUGACAUCCCGGAAGUGAGUGGCAAACAUGAAAUGUUCAAGUGCUACCACACCUGUUAUUGCAUAGUCAUUGAUUCACACUUCAUUUUGGUUUUCCCUUAUUAAGUAGCCAGUAAGACAAACUUCCCAGUGAAGGGGAAGGAUAUAUAGCUCUGAAACAGUCUUGAAACAGCCCCCCAGUCACAAUUUUAAUUUCUUUCUUUGGGAUCUUUGUUAUAAGAUUGACUCUUGCAUUUAUAACUUAUAUCAAUAAUAUAUAUUAUGUAUUCAAGUAAUCUUGAAUAUAAAGCCUUGUAUACAGUUCAUUUUUAUUAUGGGUUUGAGUGCUUUCUUUGAGAAUUGGUACAGGUGAUGACCAUAUGGGCCAGCAUCUUCAAUUCCACCAUCUGCCUUUACAUAAUAUUUCCUGAUAUUUGAAAUCAAGUGAAAUCCAUGAUCUUAUGUGACCAGUUCAUUACAGAUCAGUAGAAUACUGUGUCAUUAGGAACCUGUUUCCUGGGUUCAGAGGUCUCUGACCUCUAGGCUUCAUAAUUUCCCCAGAAUUUCAGAAUCUCAUGCUCAGUCACACAUAGAAGUACUGGUGCAGUACAUCCUUUGGGGUAACCAAAUACUGAUACAGAUAUCCUGAUGGACAAAUUUAGAACUUAUGAAUUCUGCCUUCAGUUAUGUGCCUGUUCCUUAACUGUCCAUACCUGCAUUGGACUUACUGUUGAAAACAUUAUCAGACUGCACUUGUACAGUACAAACUAUUCCAGCUAUUCAAGUGGCAUACAACUUUUAAGUGCUGACAUUUAAUCUAUAUAAUACAACAUUUAAGUGCAUCUACUACAUUUGUCAGUUUUGUUCAUUUAUGUUUCACAUUUGUUAAGUCUAUUCAUUCUAUAAAGCUCUUUUUCAGUUGUAGAUUGCCAUGGAAAAAUCUUUCAUUUUACUGUUAAAGUAAAUUUACAAUGUUUUAAAUUUGGAAAUCCCUUUGAUCUUUUGGCUGGAGAUGUCACUUGAGUUAGGAUGAAGUAUUGGAGCCACUUAUUAUAGUUGGAGGCAUCUCUAGUGUACUCAACAUUUUGUUAUUAUAAAUACAGUUUUGUUGGUUAAUCCUAGAACUUAAGUCAAAUGAUUGUGUAUUUUAGCUGCGAUCUAGCUUUAAAAAUGUGUCCAUGGGAACUCUUUACUGAUAUCAGGCUAAGACACUUCAAUUUUGAAUGAUCAUAUUGGGAUUUGUACCUGUACUCUGGAUGGCUAAUAUGGGCUGUUAUCACAAGGGCAGUGAUUGAAGCUCUGGAUUACUUGUGGUGCCCCUAUCCACCAUCUGUGUUCAGUGUGUGUGCAUAUGUGUAAUCCAGUAGGCGUCCAGUCAUCUGUUUGAAUUAAAUUGGCAUCUAAUAUGCAACCACAUUUAUUUCAGCAUACCUACGCUGAGUUAUGACUGGCAAUGAAACAAAGAAUGGUACUUUGUUAAUGACCAUUUAUAAUUCUGCACUGGUGUUCAACCAAUAAUUAAUGGUUAUGCUUAACUACACAUUUAUUUGUCCUUGUACUUUAAGCAAUGAUAGUAUAUUCUGAUUUGUAGCAUUGGAGUGAUUAAUCAUCUCCAUACCCAAUGAUUGAUUGGCUGUAAUGAAUUAUUACUUAAACAUUCCAUUCCAAAGCAUGUUAUGGCCAGUGAAGAACUGGUGUGGUGAAUUGGAGUUGGGAACAGGGUUUCUGCUUCUUGGUAUGUAAGAGAAUUUUAUUACACAUAAAAUAGGCCACUGAGCCACAACAGGUCUGUACGGUUUUUUUUUGACAAAUCUUCUCCUGCCCAACUUCAGCUCACUUAUCAGAAUCAGAAUUGGGUACGUAGCAUUGACAUAUGUCAUGAAAUUUGUUGUUUUGUGGCAGCAGUAUAGUGCAAUGCAUAAUAAUUUUAAAAAUCUAUAAAUUACAAGAAGAAAUAUGUAUAUAAUUAAUUAGUGCAAAAUGAGUCGAUGAAUAGUGAAGAAGUGGCCAUUAAUUCAUUUAAGGUUCAGUAAUCAGAUGGUAGAAGGGAAGAAGCUGCAUCUGAAGCAUUGAGGGUCUGUCUUCAGGCUCCUGUACCUCCACCUUUAUGGUAGCGAUGAGAAGAUGGCAUGACCUAUGCCACCUUUUCAAGGUGUCUUGAAUGCUGAGGAGGCUAGUGCCCAUAUUGGAGCUGAGUGUACAACUAUCUGCGCCUUUUUCCAAUCCUGUGCAGUGGCCCCUCUGUACCAGACAGUGAUGCAACCAGUUAGAAUGCUCUACGCAGUACAUCUGUAGAUAUUUGCAAGUGUGUUGGUGACAUAGCAAUUCUCCUAAACUCCAAUGAACUUUAGCUGCUGUUAUGCCUUCUAUGUAAUUGCAUCAAUACGUAAGGCUCAGGAUACAUCCUCAGAGAUGCUGACACCUAGGAACUUGAAACUGCUCACCAUUUCCCUUUAUGAUACCUCAAUGAGGAAUGGUGUGUGUUCCCUCAAUUACCCCUUGCUGAAGUCCACAAUCAUUGUCUUGUUCUUACUGAUAUUGUGUGCAAGGCCGUUGCUGCAACACCAUUCAACCAACUAAUUCUGUCAACAAUAGCUGUGUCAUUGUCAAAUUUGCAGAUGACGUAGGGGCAGUGCCUGGUCAGACAUUUAUGAAUGUAGAGAGAGUAGAGCAGUGGGCUAAGCACACAACCUUGAGGUGCACCAGUGUUGAUUGUCAGCAAGGAGCAGAUAUUAUUUCCAGUCCACACUGUCUGUGGACUCCCAGUGAGGUCAGUUGCAGAGGGAGGUAUAGAGGCCCAGGUUUUGAAGCUUGUUAAUUAGAACUGAGGGUAUAAUGGUAUUGAGCGCUGAGCUGUAGUCGAUUAAACAGCAGCUUGACAUAGAUAUUGCUACUGUUCGGGUGAGCUGAAUAGAGAGCCAGUGAGGUUGCAUUCACUGUGGACCUAUUGCAGUGGUUGCACGUUCUUGUUUAUGCAGGAGCUGUUUCUAGCUGUGACCAACCUUUCAAAGCACUUAAUCGCAAUAGAUGUGAGUGCUACUGGACAAUACCCAUUGAGGCAGCUCACCAUGUUCUUUUUGCCCACUGGUAUGAUUUGCCCUUUUGAAGCAGGGGUGAACCUCUUACUGCGGCUGUGAGAGAUUGAAGGUGUCCUUGACCACUCCCAGCAACUGGUUAGCAAAUGUUUUCGGAGCCCUACCAGGUAUACUAUCAGGGCCUGAUGCCUUGUGAGGGUUCACCCUCUUGGAAGAUGUUCUACCUUUUGUAUGUGGCUCAUCCGAGGCAAGUUGUUGUAUAAUGAUGUACAUUCUUGAAGGUUGUAACUGAGAUUCUUGCUAGAAACCUUGCAAUGAUACUUUCAGAGGUGAAGAGGUCGUUGUAAGAAGAUGGUUGUCAUACAAUCUGCCAGAUUACAUGUUGCCAAUUGUUCUGCUUUAUCAGUCCACCACUUGUAGUAAAUAACCAAUAAGAAUGGGCAUAGCUUUGAAAGCUACAAUAAUCCCAUAUUUUUGCAAAUCUUUACCUUAGCCAACAUAUGUGUCUUGGGUAACGAAAACGGGAAACGUUGAAAUUACUCAAGCUAGUUAGGCAGCAUCUGACCUCAAACAUUAGCUUUUCUUGUCUCUGACAAUGAUACCUAACCCAAUGAUUGUUUCCAGCAUUUUUUGUUUUUGCUGUUUCAGAUUUCCAGAAUCUGUUUUGUUUCUUAGACUUGCAUGUUUGCAUCACCAGUUUCAAUCUCUCCGCCUCUAGAAUUCAGUCUUACUGAGUAGGUAUUUGGACAAAACUUCCAGGAACCCACUUCAAAUAUUUAUAUCACUCUGACCUUAUUUGAUUUCUCCAAUUUCUAGUUCUGUUGAGCUUUCAAAUCAUUUCAGACUAGUCUUAAUUUGACAUCCAGUGGAUCUUGUCUGGUCUGUGGAGUUCUGGGUUAGACAUAAGUCAGUAUACAUGUGAAGUUGUGGCUGUACAGUUGAGCCAGGAUCAGCAUGUACACAAUAAAUGUGUGGUUCCCAUUCCCAAAGAAAUGACUGAAUAUUCUUCCUAACCACUGUCUUCCCCAUAGCAAAGAUGUAUCCCUCCUGCUGGUAAUGGUUGUUGGUUAGGUGUUUAAAUACUCUGGUCAGCUUAUUUAGUCCAGAUAUACAGUGACUUUUUCAUGAUGGGCAAUAUAUCCAUGCUGGCCCCACUAAGCUAGUCAGAUUAGGUCAAUAGGAUAGAAGUCUUUGAAGUGAUUUCUUGGGAACUUUCUACUAAGAUUAUAUCAAAAAAAUCUACCGGGUCAUGAUUCAGUCCUGGUAGGAAUCUAAAACCACAAUAGAAUCGUAAGCAAUUACAAAUCAGGAACCUCUGCCAGAGCCUUCGUGCAACAGUCACUAUCCUCAGUAAAAGGCAAAAUUGCUGAGAUUCCAUUUGACCCAACACAUCCAUGCUGAACACAGUGUCCACUCAGCUAAUUCCAAUUUCCUUUGUUAGGCCAUAUUCUUCUAAGCCUCUCCCCUCCAUAUAACUGUCAGUGUGCUUCUUAAAUGAUAUUAUUGUACAUGACUCAACCAUUUUAUCUGGUUUCCAGUUCCAUAUACUCACCACCUUCUGCGUGGAAAAAGGUGCCCCUCAAAUCCCUUUUUAAAUCAUCUCCUAAAUCUAUGUACCCGAGUUUUGGACUCCUCUACCCUGGAGAAAAGACUGCUACUAUCCACCUUGUGUCUCUCAUAACUUAAAAACAUUUCUAUAAAGUUGUUCCUCAUUCUCCUAUGUUCCAAGGUUUAAAAAUACUUUGUAAUAAUUUGUAUAUUUUUCCCAUGUGCAUGCGGGUUUCCUCUGGGUGCUCUGGUUUCCUCCCACAGUCCAAAGAUACACCGGUUAAUUGGGCAUUAUAAAUUGUCCUGUGAUUAGGCUGGAGCUAAAUUGGUGGGUUGCGGGGCAGCACAGCUUGGUGGGUUGGAAGGGUUUGUUCCAUGCUGUAACUCUAAGUAAAUAAAUUCAAACAACCUAUACUCUAUGUAUACACUUCAUGGUUCAGUCCAAAACAUUGACUCUUCCUUCCUCUCUGUAGAUGCUGCCUGACUUGCUGUGUUUCUCCAGCACUUUGUGUAUGUUAGUAUGAUUUAGUUACAUCUUUGUGUCUGAUGUAUGGGGAAUAGCCCAGUUGGGGCAUUGAUCAUCUAUGAACAGAUAUAUGGCUCUGAUUCCAUGGUUAUCAUUCAUUUGAUGCUGUCUUUCUUUUCUGUCCUCACUGCCAAAAAAAUGUUACGCCAAACAUUUGGUGAAUUGCUGGUUUGUACCUUCUACAUUGGGCCACACCACCUUUUAGUCACAAUGCUAGGAGGCAGGGAUUCACAAUUAUGGCUGUCUUAUCAAUCUCAUUGUCAAAUUAAAGGAGCCAUUGGUGGGGAGGUGGUGGUGAGAGGAGGAAGAAGCAGGUUGUGGAAAGAUACAGAAGCAUGCUGGGAAUCAAAAGUAAGAUAAAUGGGAUCUGUAGAAAUGAUGGUUUGUACUUUUGGAGCCAGUAUGGGAUUUGAAAUAAGCUCAAUGAAAGUGAUGUAUUGGUUUUCUUGAAAUAGGUGGAUGACAAUGAAUAAACUCGCAUCAAAAUUCUGCAUGCAGAAAUUAGGCCUUUCAGCCUCUCAUACCUUUGCCAGUUCUCUGGAGCAGAACAGCCUUGGUUAUUUUGUGAUGCACUCAGUGCCUGAUCUGAGCAACAUUCAAAGAUAGCUGUUUCUUAUUUGCUUCAAUUUUAUUUAAAAUACCGUUCUGCAAGCCCUCUCUACUGUGAACAGCUUGCAGAUGCUAUUCAAUGAAUCCUCUCAGUGUAAGUACUGUGCUAUGACUAAAUUGCUGCCCCAGUUACUCUGCUAUGAAUCCACUGUUCAAGUACUGUGCUGUGAGCCUUCUCUAUGCAGGUACUAUGCUUAAACCUGCUGUGUAUAAAUACUGUGCUGUGAAUCUAAUGCAGAUGCUGUGUGCAACUUGUGUUGACCAGAAUCUAUCCUUCUGUAUAUUUGAUGCUUCACUUCUGUACAUUCUGUAAAGCAUGUGUACAAUAAACCUGUUAAUGUAAAAUAUUGUAUUUCUGCACACAAUAAAGAAAUAGGAAAACUUC